AUGAUCAAACAAGGGCAUCAGACUGAUCAAACAAGGACUUCAGAACGAUCAAACAAGGACUUCAGAACGAUCAAACAAGGACUUCAGAACGAUCAAACAAGGGCAUCAGAACGAUCAAACAAGGACUUCAGAACGAUCAAACAAGGACUUCAGAACGAUCAAACAAGGACUUCAGAACGAUCAAACAAAGACUUCAGAACGAUCAAACAAGGGCAUCAGAACUAUCAAACAAGGGCAUCAAAACGAUCAAACAAGGGCAUCAAAACGAUCAAACAAGGACUUCAGACCGAUCAAACAAGGGCAUCAAAACUAUCAAACAAGGGCAUCAAAACGAUCAAACAAGGGCAUCAGACCGAUCAAACAAGGACUUCAGACCGAUCAAACAAGGGCAUCAAAACUAUCAAACAAGGGCAUCAAAACGAUCAAACAAGGACUUCAGACCGAUCAAACAAGGGCAUCAGACCGAUCAAACAAGGACUUCAGACCGAUCAAACAAGGACUUCAGACCGAUCAAACAAGGACUUCAGACCGAUCAAACAAGGACUUCAGACCGAUCAAACAAGGACUUCAGACCGAUCAAACAAGGGCAUCAAAACUAUCAAACAAGGGCAUCAAAACGAUCAAACAAGGGCAUCAAAACGAUCAAACAAGGACUUCAGAACGAUCAAACAAGGGCAUCAAAACUAUCAAACAAGGACUUCAGAACGAUCAAACAAGGGCAUCAAAACGAUCAAACAAGGGCAUCAAAACGAUAAAACAAGGACUUCAGGACGAUCAAACAAGGGCAUCAGAACGAUCAAACAAGGGCAUCAAAACGAUCAAACAAGGGCAUCAAAACGAUCAAACAAGUACCUUCAAGCCAACGAUCAAACAAGGGCAUCAAAACGAUCAAACAAGGGCAUCAAAACGAUCAAACAAGGGCAUCAAAACGAUCAAACAAGGACUUCAGAACGAUCAAACAAGGGCAUCAAAACGAUCAAACAAGGGCAUCAAAACGAUCAAACAAGGACUUCAGAACGAUCAAACAAGGGCAUCAAAACGAUCAAACAAGGGCAUCAAAACGAUCAAACAAGGGCAUCAAAACGAUCAAACAAGGACUUCAGAACGAUCAAACAAGGGCAUCAAAACGAUCAAACAAGGGCAUCAAACUGA
Messenger RNA from Procambarus clarkii (red swamp crayfish), 1152 nucleotides. The record is from RefSeq and is a predicted model, not a curated record. NCBI's taxonomy places the organism in Eukaryota, Metazoa, Arthropoda, Malacostraca, Decapoda, Cambaridae.